Molecule: messenger RNA, 1641 nt
Organism: Aspergillus sclerotioniger CBS 115572
Lineage: Eukaryota; Fungi; Ascomycota; Eurotiomycetes; Eurotiales; Aspergillaceae
Product: putative MFS transporter
Exons: 7
Coding region: 1-1641 (546 amino acids)
Biological process (GO): transmembrane transport
Cellular component (GO): membrane
Molecular function (GO): transmembrane transporter activity
Source: RefSeq, a predicted model, not a curated record
AUGGCCGACAUCGAGCAGGGCUUCAAGGGCUCGUUUAAAGCCCAGGAUGUCGAAGAUUCGCAGUCAUCCAAGGAUUCUAUCGAGGUUGGACAGGAGCACCUUGCUGGUGUCACCCCUCCUCAUGAAUCAUUCGAAGGGUACCAUCGGUUCGACCCGACUGCUACCUGGACGCCAAAGGAGGAGAGAAAGCUUGUCUGGAAAACCGACCUGAUGUUGCUGUCUUGGAUCUGCUUUAUGUUUUUCGGACUCCAACUCGACCGUGGAAAUUUAUCCAACGCACUCACAGAUCACCUACUCGCGGAUCUGGGCAUGACGACCGAUGAUUACAACAAUGGCAGCACCAUUCAACUCGUCUGCUUCCUGGCUGCCGAAUUUCCAGUCCAACUUCUUAUCAAACGCUACGGUUUCAAACGCGUCCUUCCCACCAUGAUGCUGGGAUGGAGCUUGGUAUCCUGGACCCAAUCCUGGAUGACCAGUCGGGCUGGUUUCUACGUGACCAGGGCUCUCAUCGGUGCCUUUGAGGGUGGCUUUAUUCCCGGUACAAUUCUCUUUGCAACCUACUUCUAUAAGACCAAAGAACUCUCGGUCCGACUGGCAUUCUUCUGGUCAACGCUGAACGUCGCACGUAUCGUCUCCUCCCUUCUGGCCGCCGGAAUCCUCCAGAUGCGCGGUGUCCAAGGAAAGUCAGGCUGGUUCUGGCUUUUCCUCAUCGAUGGACUACUCACGUUCCUCAUCGGACUAGUCAGUCUAUUCUACCUCCCCACCUCUCCAACCAACACCAAAAGCGUCCUGGUCCCUCGACCCUGGUACACCGAGCGCGAAGAAGUCAUCAUGAUCAACCGCCUCCUCCGCGACGACCCCUCCAAAGGCCUCACACACAUCAACGAACGCGCCACACUCCGCGAUAUCCUCUCCGCCUGGAAAGACCCCUCAAUGUGGGGUCUCUACUUCAUCGGCCUAGUCGCCUACAUCCCCCAAAGCCCCAUCCAAUCCUACCUCUCCCUGACCCUCACCCGCCUCGGUUUUGACACCUUCGACGCGAACAUGCUGUCCAUCCCCUCCGCCGCCCUCCAAAUUAUCCUCAUGCUCGCGGUCUCCAAAAGCAGCGACAUAUUCGGCGAACGCACCUUCCACUGCUUCUUCGGGGAAUUCUGGUCCCUCCCGCUGCUGAUCGCAUUACUGAAAUUACCCGAUCACGGAUACAAUUGGCCCCGAUUUACCAUUUCGACUAUGAUCUCCGGGUAUCCGUAUUUUCAUCCGAUUGUGUCGGCGUGGAUCUCGGAGAAUACUUUCGAUGUGAAGAAGAGGGCUAUUACGGCUGCGACGUAUAAUGUUAUUGUGCAGGUUGGGUCGAUUAUUUCGUCGCGUGAGUGGUUUCUCCACCCCCCCCCCCUGUUGUUGGAGAUCUAUCGGUCGAGUGACUCGCCGUACUAUUAUACAGGGAAUAAGGUGCUUAUUUCCCUGUGUGUGCUGUCGUUGGUGGUGUUUGUUGCUCAGCGCGAGCUGUUGCGGUACUUGAAUAGACAGAAGGAGAGGAAGUGGCAGGCUAUGUCUCCGGAGGAGCGAGUCUUGUAUCAGUCUGACAAGGAGGCGCGCGAAAAGGAGGGGAAUAAGCGGCUGGAUUUCCGCUUUAAAUACUGA